Messenger RNA from Echinococcus granulosus, 924 nucleotides. RefSeq lists its product as hypothetical. The transcript is spliced from 5 exons. Gene Ontology annotation, molecular function: protein binding. The record is from RefSeq and is a predicted model, not a curated record. NCBI's taxonomy places the organism in Eukaryota, Metazoa, Platyhelminthes, Cestoda, Cyclophyllidea, Taeniidae. The coding region runs from base 1 to 924 and encodes 307 amino acids.
AUGGCGAAGCAACAGCGCCAACGCCAGGAAUUAGCAAGUGUGGAAAUUAGACGACCGGAUGCCAGCCACCCGUGGGGGAUAUGCUAUGCAGUUCUGCCCUCGGGACCGGAGAUUCUGAAGGUCAUGAAUGAAAGCCCAGCUUAUGGCCGCUUGCGCAGCGGUCAAGUGAUUAAGACUAUCAAUGGACAAUCUGUUCUGGGACUAAAACGAGAGGAUAUCACCGACCUACUCAACAUUGAUGAUGAAGUUGUUGUUCUUGAGAUCACCCCGGCCGAUUCAAACAACCCUAAGUCGUUGUUUUUCGCACGGGAGUAUGGCCGAGGAUCGGUUGAGCCAGGUAGUUUUAGUCGAACUUGUCGUAGGAAUAGUGAGAUGUCAACAACAUUAGAGCGCCGUGGAAGUAACGCGUGCGUGGAAAUGCCAACAAACCUACCAAACUGCCGAGACGAAUUUGAACGCAUUCACAGUCAGCGCAAGCAGUCCCGUGAACUAACAUUCAGUCAGAUGGAGAACCUUCGGCUUCAACGUGCAGCGUCUGUGGAUAUCUGUGAUAGUGAUAGUCGUUCAAGUUCUACUUUACGUCCACAACAGUCACUACAACCAGGAGCAUUGGUAGACCCUCAGAGAGAGGAAGACAACGGGAUGACUAGGUUGCGUUACAUGGGAGCACAUAUUCCAUCACGGUCGUUCAAAGCCCUCGCAUUACUCAUGGGAAUGGACCCUUCCGACACCAACAUAGGUCAGCAAAGCACGAAACCAUCCUCGACAGAACCCUGCCGAACGGUGAUUGAUGUUCGAGCCACGGCAGAAGCAAUGAGGAAGGGGUCACUUGGUCAUUCAUCCAUCAACGGCAGUGGUUCAGUGUCCGGUUCGCUUCCCCCUCAUCCUCCCUCAACUUGCAAUUCUUCUGUUAAAGCUCUAUGA